AUGAAAUUCUUCAAGGAUCCCGCAUUCAUGGCCUUUGUAAUCGGGGGGGUUAUCUCAUUCUUUGGCUUUUUUUUCCCGAUCAUCUAUCUCCAACUUUACGCAGUCCAGCAAAACAUUGACUCAAGCUUUGCAUUCUAUUGUAUCGCUGUUUUGAACGGUUCUGGUGUGGUCGGACGUUUGAUAGCCAAUUACUUGGCGGAUGGAUUGGGACUGUUUCCCGUUCUGGUUCCAUGUCUCUUCACUACCGCGGCACUCAUCUGGGUCGUAUUGGCAGUCAAAAAUAUCGCGUCGUUAGCUGUGGUCGCAGUCUUGUAUGGAAUAUUUUCAGGAGCUUUUCUAUCUUUAUCCAUCACAGCUACCGCGGUGUUGUCAAAAUCUCCAUCUGAAAUAGGGGCACGAGCUGGUGUGUGUUUGGGCGCUGUUGGCUGUAGUAUCCUCGUCUCGGCACCACUUCAAGGAGCAGUUUUAGGAAAAGAUUUUGCCUGGAUUAGAUCGGUUGCGGUGUCAGCCUCAUUCAUGUUUGUUGGAUCCUUCUUAACACUCGCGUCAGCCUAUUUCUAUCAUACCGGAAGACGGGGACCUUCGUAA
Marasmius oreades (fairy-ring Marasmius) is the source of this 588-nucleotide messenger RNA. RefSeq lists its product as uncharacterized. The transcript has 8 exons. The coding region runs from base 1 to 588 and encodes 195 amino acids. Gene Ontology annotation, molecular function: transmembrane transporter activity. Gene Ontology annotation, cellular component: fungal-type vacuole membrane. NCBI's taxonomy places the organism in Eukaryota, Fungi, Basidiomycota, Agaricomycetes, Agaricales, Marasmiaceae. The record is from RefSeq and is a predicted model, not a curated record.